CAGCAGCAGACUGCGUCCUGUGAUUCAUAUGACAGGGAUCACAUGACAGCCAGCAGGGCUCCUUGGUCCAGAUAGCAACACAGUGGUCGGCUACACCGAGAGAGAGGCUAGCUGUUAGCUUCACCUGUCCCCAGAGCCGAAAUGAGUUUCCUCGGGGGGUUGUUUGGGGCUGUCUGCGAGAUCGAUGUGCUGCUAAAUGAUGCAGAGAACAGAAAGACGGCUGAACUGAAGACAGAAGAUGGCAAAGUGGAGAAACAUUACAUGUUUUACGAUGGGGAAUCGGUCUCUGGGAAGGUGAACCUGAACGUUAAGCAGGGGGGGAAGAGACUCGAGCAUCAAGGCAUCCGCAUUGAAUUCGUGGGACAGAUCGAGCUGUUCUCUGAUAAGAGCAACACCCAUGAGUUUGUGGACCUGGUGAAGGAGCUGGCCUUGCCCGGAGAGCUCGCCCAGAAUCGGAGCUACGACUUUGAGUUCAUGCAGGUGGAGAAGCCCUACGAGUCCUACACUGGGACUAACGUCCGCCUCAGGUAUUUCCUCCGUGUGACAAUAGUCCGUCGCCUGUCUGACCUGGUGAAGGAGUACGAGUUGAUCGUCCACCAACUCGCCUCCUACCCAGACGUGAACAACUCCAUCAAGAUGGAGGUGGGCAUCGAAGACUGUCUGCAUAUCGAGUUUGAGUACAAUAAGUCCAAGUACCACCUCAAAGAUGUCAUUGUGGGCAAAAUUUAUUUCCUGCUUGUGCGGAUCAAGAUUCAACACAUGGAGUUACAGCUCAUUAAGAGGGAGAUGACUGGAAUAGGUCCUAGUACUACCACAGAAACGGAGACGGUUGCAAAGUAUGAGAUCAUGGACGGGGCGCCCGUUAAAGGAGAAUCCAUCCCUAUCAGACUAUUUUUAGCAGCAUACGACCUGACGGCCACCAUGAGGGACGUCAACAAGAAGUUCUCGGUUCGUUAUUUCCUCAACCUAGUGCUGGUGGACGAAGAGGACCGGAGAUACUUCAAGCAACAGGAGAUUGUCUUGUGGCGGAAAGCACCCGAGAAGAUGAGGAAGAGAAACUUCGUCCAGCGCUACGAGUCGCCAGAGCCCCGGCCGCAGCCUGUGACCGCCGAACAGCCCGAGAUGUGAGGCUCGCUGCAUCAGACUGACAAUCCUCAGACACACACGCCCUCGAACCAGGUCCUGCUCGACGGCCAGAUGGGUGACCACUGCCCCCCCCCCUUCCCCCCCUUUCUCUCUGACUGAAAAAACAUUUGUACACAUAAUUACACACACUCACACAUGCAUACACACCCACACCUCAAUAACUCAACACCAGAAGGCUUGAUGUGAGUUAUGCAUAAAAACGCACACAGAGAGGUUUGUCAUAUAUCAGGACACACAAGCAUACGAUUUAGGUCUGCUUAGUUCAAAUAAAGACAUGGCGUGGGUGGUGGGGUGGGCAGAAGGUUUCAAUCUAUUUAACUGGAGCAGCGUGAAGGCAAUGGGAGAUAGCAUAUUUGUUCUCGGCAUUUCAGACAGUUACGCGCAUGCAGACACGCACUCGCACAGAAAUGUACACGCACAAUGCAAGCCAUAAAAUCCCAGCCAGGCAUAUGCAGAAUGGAGAGGAUGGAAGGAUACAGCCUGCAUAUAGGACAUUGGCUCAGUCUGCACUCAAUACACAGGUCGCACUGUACGAAAAUCUACCUAUUUCAUAUUAUUGCACAACAAUCAUUCUCAGCCCAUCCUUAUUUAAUUUAUUUACUCAUCGACAUCUUGUAUAAAAAAAAAAAAAAAAAAAAAAAGUCUGAACUACUGUUUUUGGUAUCAACUAGUUUGGGGUCAUGCGACAAAAAUAAACCUAAGUAUACUCAGUUAGAGGCAUAGUUGGGUUUCCAGUUCUCGUAAAAACUGUUUUAAUCGUCCUUAGCCCAGUUCAUUGCUUUGGCAACCGCACAGCCUUUUUUUCUAUCACCGUAGCUCACAGAUCAGAAUGUGCUCUGCUGUCUGCAGUCCGCUGGAGGCCACAGACGUGUGGACAGUAAGGCUAGCCGGCCCUCAUACUUCUCCUCUUUGUGGUCUUCUGCAGAAAUUCUAAGUAGUGCAUUGCAGAAGUGUCUUUUUUUUGAGCUAUGUGUGAUCUGUUGUAUACUGUAAAUAUAAAAUGUCAUUACAGUGAAUGAAAAGAGAGCUACUAAUAUUUCAUUUGGAAUUCUGGAAGAAAGCCCGGGGAGCCCUCCCUUUUAAGUGCACCGUGUAAUUGGUUCCCGGGAUUUAGACUUGAGGUAAACGCUGAAACACUUGAGUCCACCGGAGAUCCGUUUUUUUUUGUCACUUUAGCAACCAUGAUUGCUUCAUUAAACAUGUCCAAACUAUGAAGCAAGGACAGGAAAGCCAUGUGGAUUGGCAGUUAUAAGAGAGUGGGCAAGCAAGUUCAAUAAAAACACAACAUGGGAUUGAAUUGACCCAAAUCUUUUUUCUUUUUUCCACGGUUGUCUUAUGUAGCUAAUGUUGGUCCUGCAAGGGGUGCACUUAAAAAAAUACUGUCAUUAUUUAGAUCCAGCCAUAUUUCACUGUGAUGCUUUGACCAGCGGUUAAACACACACACACACACACACACACACACACACACACACACACACACACACACACAGUGAUGUGUUCGGUGAAUCUUGCCUUCCCCUGCACUUUUGCACUUUCCCCUCCAAUGGUUUGGAUUAGCAAAAGAAGCAGGGGAGCCCAUAGCAAAACAGCACUCAAAACACAAAAAACCCUCUGAUGUAUGGAAUAACAGCACUUCCUUAGAAACAUUGUAUUGCCAUGUCUGGUAUUAUUUAAUCAUGUUUGUCCUUGUAGAAUCAUUACAUAAUAUCUCUUCAUGUCCAACUCCUGCAACAAUGCUUUUUUUUUUUUUUUAAAGCAGCAAUCUGUUCACAUUUCUCAUGUCAUGUGCUUGUAUGAGGUUUGAGGGUUGAGAGCCUUCCACCUGCUUUGUAUGUCAUGAUUGUUCAUUGUUUGCUGUGCAACAGUUGCUUCCACACAAAGCCUUCUGAGCACUGUAAAGGCAUUUAAGCUCGUUUGAAAUGUUAAGAAGCAUAAUGAACACAAAACAUCAAAAUAGCCCUGUCCCAAUCACAUUACACAUUGCAUGUUAAUAAAAGCUGUCAACACGCCCAAGUGUAUGGAUGGCUAAUAUUUGUAUAUAUAUACAUAUACCCCAGUCAAGAUAUAGAGCUAAUUAAUCAGUGAAUAAAGGAGAUUUAUACUGAA
Messenger RNA from Gadus macrocephalus (Pacific cod), 3252 nucleotides. RefSeq names its product VPS26, retromer complex component A (gene vps26a). Gene Ontology annotation, cellular component: endosome; retromer complex. The coding region runs from base 142 to 1128 and encodes 328 amino acids. NCBI's taxonomy places the organism in Eukaryota, Metazoa, Chordata, Actinopteri, Gadiformes, Gadidae. The transcript has 9 exons. The record is from RefSeq and is a predicted model, not a curated record. Gene Ontology annotation, biological process: intracellular protein transport; retrograde transport, endosome to Golgi.